CCAUUUGGGAUGGGGAAUAGAUAAUGCAAAUAGCAACGGCAACACCAAGCAUUUCCAUUUGAGAUAUGGCGACUUCAGCAGCACCAUUGUCAUCCCCCUUUCUCUUUCGAUCCUCCAUCCUUCACAACCCGACCCGCCACACCCUCUCACUUCUCCACUCUCACAAACGGGCCGGCUUCAAUAUACAGGCCGCCAAGCUCCCCGACGGGGUGAUGUUGCCGAAAGAGCAGCCAAAAUUUCAAGCCCCAUUUUUGGGGUUCACCACAACAGCUGAGGUUUGGAAUUCUAGAGCUUGUAUGAUUGGCCUAAUUGGGACUUUCAUCCUUGAAUUGAUUCUGAAUAAGGGACUACUACAGAUUAUUGGGGUGGAGGUUGGAAAAGGGCUUGAUCUUCCUCUUUGAACAUUUUCAGCCAUCAACACCACCAAUGAGAUUCACUCUCUAUUUGCUUUGGCUGUUGUAAAAAUUUACUUAUCAUUUCAUUUUGUUGUAAUGACAAAUAUUUAUAUGAUGUUUAUUACUUAA
This is a messenger RNA of Salvia splendens (bonfire salvia), 524 nucleotides long. It is a transcript of the gene OHP, whose product is annotated as one helix protein. NCBI's taxonomy places the organism in Eukaryota, Viridiplantae, Streptophyta, Magnoliopsida, Lamiales, Lamiaceae. The coding region runs from base 66 to 401 and encodes 111 amino acids. The record is from RefSeq and is a predicted model, not a curated record. The transcript has 3 exons.